Messenger RNA from Triplophysa dalaica, 4616 nucleotides. Its product is annotated as chitin synthase chs-2-like. The transcript is spliced from 19 exons. Gene Ontology annotation, cellular component: cell periphery; cell septum. The coding region runs from base 160 to 3873 and encodes 1237 amino acids. Lineage: Eukaryota; Metazoa; Chordata; Actinopteri; Cypriniformes; Nemacheilidae. Gene Ontology annotation, molecular function: chitin synthase activity. The record is from RefSeq and is a predicted model, not a curated record.
AAGGAAAUGUCUUACUUUGGAAAGGCAGAUUAAGGAGAGGGGUAAAAGAAAUAGCAAAUUACUUGCAGGUGGACCUAUAAAAAAAUAGCCAUACGUCCCACCCCUCUGGUUUAAAAGCUCUGAUCUUUUGUACUGACGAUUCAUCGCACACCACAGACCAUGGAAAAGCAACAGAAGACGGAAUUCAGGCAACCAUGGGAUGCCAGCAGAGAAGUGCCAAUCAUUCAAAACGAGCAGAUGCCCAGGAAACGAGUGCGAUGUUUGAAAUGGUUCUCGUGUGCUGUUGUUGGGAUACUCGUCUUCAUUCUUGCACUUCUCAGUAAAACAUCAUUUCUGCUUUUGAUAACAUCUGGAAACAACCAAACUAAAAGUGUACAUUCAGAUAAAAAACCGUCCAGUCUGCUUGGUAUAGGUUUUGUUCUUGUUGGUCCAAAUGUUCUCCUCUUGCUUAAGAGCAUCUGGAAGUUCAUUUUCAAAAGUGCAGUAAUGCCCUGUAAAAAGACUGUUUGUUGGGUGCUUUGCGUAGAGUUCUUGGUAGCAUUAGGAGCUGCAGUCCUCACAAUAGUAUCCAUGCCACACUUUGACAUUGUCACUAAUGUGAUGAUUCUGAACAGCGUAACUAUCCUGUCUGCCGUGUUCCAAGUGGUCGCUGAGUGUCUCGCCAAGGAGAGGAAGCGCUUUAUUAUGAUACCUGUGUGCUCCAUUGUCCUCAUCAUACUGGGAUACAUCCUUUUUGCGGUCAGUUUUCUGAUAAUGGAAGAAAGCUCUCUUCAGGUAAAAAUAUCAGUCGGCUUUGCCAUCGUGGGAACCAUCUUUGUUUCUCUAAACUGGUGGGAGAACUACAGUACUCUUUUUGAUGUGUCAUUUUUGGCUAACAUUUCUAAAGACAUAGACAGGUCCCGUAACGUGGUCGGCAUCAUCUCCAGUCUGAUGCGAAUUCUGGUUACUGCAGCUGUGCUUGGAGCUUAUGUCCCUUUGUCAGGCCAGGACUGGACGUCUGUAUCUUAUUUCAUCCCAGCGGUUGUUGUUUCACUGGUGGCCGUUCAGAUUGUGUCGUCUGCCCUGUGUCGCUGGUUUGUGGUUGUGGCUUGCAAAAUGCAUGCCCUGCGCUGCAGCUUUCUCCUACCCAUGUAUCUGGCCUCAAUCACAGUUCUGGCCGUGGCUUUGGUGCCCGUUGCAAUCAUGCCCUUGGGACCCAGACAAAAUUCGACCUACUGUGAGAAUGUUCAGGAGACAUCUGAUGGCAUAUGGAUGGACAUGAUGUCAGAUGUUAAAAGAACUCUGUGUGUAAGGAACAUUGUGAGAAACGUAAAGAGUGAAGGACUGGCGUGUAUGGCCAUCUCAGCUGUGACCUGGUGGCUUGGACUCAUUCUCAGUACAAUUUAUGUCUGGUACCUGAGGAUCCAUCGAAUCGAAAGAACCCAAGAUUUGUUUGUGGGACGCAUGUAUGAAGGGGCUUUUCUGGAACAGUCCAUGUUGCUGAACACCCGUUUCGAGAUCAGAAAGAAUAUCAUAGAGAAAAAAAACCAAGAAAAGGAAAGCAUAAAAGUGUUCCUCUGUGGAACAAUGUGGCAUGAGACCUAUGAUGAAAUGAUGAAAAUAAUCAUUUCUAUGUUCAGGCUUGAUAAAUACAGACCAAAGACCAAAAUAACAAAAAACAAAGACAAACAAGAAGAUCAAAUAAAAAGCGAUGUAGAGUUUGAAUUCCACAUUUAUUUUGAUGAUGCAUUUAAUGACAAUGAUAAUGGACGACACGCAAAUGAAUAUGCUGAGACCCUUGUUGAAGUCAUUAAAGAAGUUUACACCAUUUUCAUUGUGGAGAAUCCAAGUAUAUUUAAGGAGAUGCCAACCCUCCGCUCUCAGAAGAUCAUACAAACUCCAUAUGGAGGUCGUCUAGAAUACACCCUCCCUAAAGGUAACAUGUUGAUGGUUCAUCUCAAGGACAAGCUGCUUAUCCGUCACAAGAAAAGGUGGUCUCAGAUUAUGUACUUGUAUUACAUUCUUGGCUGGAGACUUGACAGAAGAUACUUCAAAAUGUUUAAGGAAGGUAAAGAAGAAGAGGAGUCCCUUAAUGAGCAUUUGAAGAGAGAGAAGGACAACACAUACAUCUUGGCCCUGGAUGGUGAUACUGACUUCCAGCCAUCUGCAGUGAUGCUAUUGAUCGACAGACUUAAACUCUACCCAGAGGUUGGUGCUGCCUGUGGCAGAAUUCACCCAACUGGCACAGGACCCAUGGUGUGGUAUCAGAAGUUUGAAUAUGCGGUGGGCCACUGGCUGCAAAAGUCUGCCGAGCACGUGCUUGGCUGUGUCCUGUGCAGUCCCGGAUGUUUCAGUCUUUUCAGAGGCUCCGCUCUAAUGGACGAUAACGUCAUGAAAAGAUACACGACCAAAGCCACUGAGGCCAGUCACCAUGUUCAAUAUGAUCAAGGUGAGGAUCGCUGGUUGUGCACUUUACUGCUGCAGCAGGGAUGGAGGGUGGAGUACAACGCAGCAUCUGAUGCCUACACAAACGCACCACAAGAGUUUAAAGAAUUCUACAACCAGCGCAGACGCUGGGGACCUUCAACAAUGGCCAACACCAUUGACCUCUUGGGUUCAGGAGGACUGACUUCAGAGAGGAACAGCUCUAUAUCAAAACCUUACAUCUUGUACCAGAUUAUCAGCAUGGCAGCUUCUAUUUUAGGCCCUGCCACUAUAUGUCUGAUGAUAGCAGGAAGCUUUGUGUUUAUCUUCAAAAUGGGAACAAAUGCAGCCCUUGCUUUGGCUGUAGUGCCCCCUGCUGUCUACUUGAUCCUUUGCUUCAAACUGAGAUCUGACACACAGAUUACAAUCGCUGCAGUCAUGAGUGUAUGCUAUGCAUUUCUCAUGGCAGGGACGAUUCUCUCAAUCAUAGCUGAUUUGAUUAGGAAUAACACUUUCAUUACCCCGAGUGGCCUGUUUCUCAUUGGCAUGGUGAUGUUGUAUCUCAUCACGGCUGCCCUGCACCCUCAGGAGUUCUCACUGAUCAUCUAUGGACUUUUAUACUUCCUCUGCAUUCCUAGUGGCUAUCUGCUGUUAGCCAUUUACUCAAUAGUCAACAUGAACAAUGUGUCGUGGGGUACACGUGAAACUGGGGGCCAGGCUAAGACUGCAGCAGUCGGUGCCAUCAAGAAACACAUCUUGCAGGCCAAGUGUUGUAAAUGUCUAUGCUUGGGUUCUCGUGAAGAUGCAAGUGAGGAGAUACCAAAAGCUGAAACCACAACAGGGACAGAAUUGGUGCAGGUUCAAGUUCCUUUGGAAACAAAAAGGCCACGCAAGGGCUCACUUAGAAAUUGUGCUUGGAUUGAACAUCUGAAGGAGUCUUACGACUUUCACAAGUCAACUCUAACUAAGGACGAAAACGAUUUCUGGAAAGAUCUGCAGAAAAAGUAUCUAGAGCCUCUUCAAGAAAGCAAAGAGCAACAAGAUAAAAUUGCAAAUGAUCUGAGAGAACUGAGAAAUAAGGUGGCAUUUGUUUUUUUCUUCUGCAAUGCACUUUGGUUAGUGGCAACAUUCUUCCUUCAAACCAUUGGUGACCAUAUCGCCAUAAAGAUUCCAAAGGUCUAUCCCAAUGGGACUCAUUCCACGACAGAAACCUUUUCUCUUGAUCCAAUUGCGCUGAUGUUUCUACUGAGCUUUGCGUUAUUGCUGAUAAUGCAAUUUUUUGCAAUGCUUUACCACAGAAUAUACACAUUAAUCCAUUUUGUGGCGUAUGUUGAUACAGAAAUCAAAGAUUUAAGAAAAUAUUCAAUACUGAAUGUAGACUCGAAGAGCAUCCAGUAUGAGAACAAAGAGCCGGACAUAAGCGUGAUUUUUCACAACCCAUGUACUCUAGGAUCUGUAACUUUGGUAUAAGCUCUUGUGUCAGAAAUAAUACUCAAUUCAGCUUUUUAUGGCUGACUGUUAUAUAGCAAUACACAUAUUAUAGAAUGUUUGUAAUACUUACUGAAGCAUCUAAUCUAAAAAUAUUUUGAGGAAUAAAAAAUAUUAUUCUGACUUCAUAUAGCUAAAACCUGUUUUUCAUCUACAAAGGAAAAAUAAUAUUUUUUACGAAUAAAGUUGAAGCAUUAAAGGUUGUAAGGAGCAACAAUAAAAAAAACUUUGACUUUUGGAUUUAGGUGGCACUCCUCCAAUCUAUGUUUUAUUGAAUACAAGUGCUGCUUUACAGUCAUUGCCUCAUGAACUUGUUUGAACCUGUUUUUGAUUUUUGGAAUGUAAAACAAAAGGAGGCAUAUUUGGUUCCCCAAAGGAAACAUGCAUACAAUGUCUAGUGUCAAGGCCAGUGAGUUUCAGAAAUUUUGAAAAUUUGUUUUUGAGAUAUUAGUCACCUAAUUGGUCAUUUGUCAUUAGUUGUUUUUGAGAUACCUGUUUUAUAUUUUUUGUAAUACAAUUUGUUUUAUGUUUCCCAUUCCAUGACAAGGGACGAAGAACUAAAUGUUGCUUGCUGAAGUUUGAUGCGUGCCAGAGUAGGUUGAGAACCGGUUCCGCUGUCUAUUCUGUAGCUAUAAUAACAGUAAUGUUCACAUCUACGUAAUUGUUUGUCACAAACAGGAUUUUAUGUGAAAACCAGUUUGACUCAUUAAAAGAUUUCAAAUGUA